CAUCCGAUGUUUGCUAAACAGAUAGAUGGCUGCCCAGAGAAGUUAUUUGCGCCUAAUUUCCGCACAAAGCCAACAAAGAGAUCAUGGCGGCCGUGUUGCAGAGGCUCACAAAAUGAGUCAGUCUCUGCAAGGCUCGGUGGCUCGCAACACAACUGAGACAUAGAUUUUUAAAUGACCAUGGAGGCUGGUGCAGACACACAGCAAAGUGGUGAAACAGCUGUCUCGGAGUCUGAGGCCCAGCAGAUCACCCUGGCCCAGAUAGUGUAUGAUUAUGGGUUGCAGGCAUCCAUAGCUGCAGGCCAGGUGACUUCCAGCAGUCCUACCGUUACCUUAGUGCAGUUACCCAACGGUCAGACAGUCCAAGUGCACGGAGUGAUCCAAGCUGCCCAGCCCUCUGUCAUCCAGUCCCCACAAGUCCAGACUGUACAGAUUUCUACUGUUGCUGAGAGUGAGGACUCCCAGGAGUCUGUAGACAGUGUGACAGAUUCUCAGAAGAGGAGAGAGAUCCUGUCCAGACGGCCUUCUUAUAGGAAGAUUCUGAACGACUUAUCGUCAGACGUUCCAGCAGUGCCUCGAAUUGAAGAAGAGAAGUCAGAGGACGACACAGCACCUGCCAUCACCACAGUCACCAUGCCCACUCCCAUCUAUCAGACCAGCAGUGGCCAGUACAUUGCCAUUACCCAGGGUGGGGCCAUCCAGCUGGCCAAUAAUGGCACAGAUGGAGUGCAGGGCCUGCAGACACUGACUAUGGCCAACGCUACCACAGCCCAGCCUGGUGCUACCAUCCUGCAGUACGCCCAGACCAGCGACGGGCAGCAGAUCCUUGUACCCAGCAACCAAGUGGUCGUACAAGCGGCCUCUGGGGAUGUCCAGGCCUAUCAGAUCCGCACAGCGCCCACCAGCGCCAUCACUCCUGGGGUGGUCAUGGCGACUUCGCCUGCACUGGGCUCAGGAGGCGGCACUGAGGAAGUCACACGCAAAAGGGAGGUCCGACUAAUGAAAAACCGGGAGGCAGCCCGCGAGUGUCGCAGGAAGAAGAAGGAAUACGUCAAGUGUCUGGAAAACCGCGUGGCUGUGCUGGAGAACCAGAACAAAACCCUCAUCGAGGAACUGAAAGCCCUUAAAGACUUGUACUGCCACAAAUCUGAGUAGAAACGUCCCUGAAUGCCUGCCAGGGGCUCAACAGGUGCCCGUCUGUCCCCAUGUACAGAGACUAUGCACAGAGCCAUGCAUCUGGAUGCCACUUCCCCUUUUCUACUCGUUUGCUUUCUUUUUAAAAAACUGCUGAAAAAUUUGUGACUCAACAAGGAAUCCCAUGAAAAGGGGUGACAAGAUUAAGAAUGGAUGCUGAGGGGAGUACAACUACACAGGGUCCUUGUGGUGAAGCGACAGAACAGACAUUGAGGAUGUUCUUGUUGUAACGCCACCAAAGGGAAGCAUUCCAGUCCCUGGAGCCUGGACCAACUAGGCAGCAUCACCAGCAACGAGGGACUGCUCAGUUACCAUCACCACUAGCGACGGAACUUUUUACAGUUUGAUCUCCCCGAGACACUUGGAUCGUUUGGAGAGGUUACCUUCGUGUGCAACGUUUGUUAUUGUAACUGCUCUCCUGCAUUAACAUCUGUUACUUACUAACGCUCUGAACUGUAGAUGGGCUGUGUCAUGGAUAUUUUUAUCUUUUUAGCUAUGUUUUGGUUUAUUAUGUAUUGGAUUAUCAGCUUGCAUAAUGCCAUUGACUUUUUAUUUUGCUUUAAUUUACUUUGCCUUGAUACGACAUGAACAAAAAAGGCUAACCAUUACAUUGGGUUGUAAAAUGUUUUUUAUGUUAAAUGCAGCUUUAAAAAGACAUGGUGAUAAGAGGCUGUUUUUAAAAUGCAUGUUCCAGAUCAUAUUGCUGAGGCUCAUUGUUUUUGAUUUCUACCAAUCCUAACUAAAACGUCCCCAGAUUUAUAAAAGGAGCAGACUAGUUUAGAUUUCAAACUAGGAUUUUGUUUCCUGCUGUUCACUGUAGUUGUAAACGGGGUCCCCUAUGGCAUAAUAUGCCUCCUUUUGAUAGAAAUUGUUCAGAAAAAUGGAAAUAAGCUGCUGCUCAUGCACCAGAGUAUGCAAUAUAAACAAAAAAAUGAUAAACUAUGGUUUGUGCUAUAAGUGGUAUUUUAAAAUUUUUAUAUUAUGGAUUUUUCAAUCCAUUUUUUUUUCUCCAUGUUAUUAAUUCCUGGAUUAUUUUUCAAGAAAAAACAAAAAUAAUGAGCCUUACUUGUUUUGCGAUGAAAGUAAUAGUUUGCAAACAAAUUUUUGGAGCGACUCGGCCCGUCCCUGGAAUGGCGCAUUGGCUGGUAUGUUGGUGUAUUUUACAGUCGUUGAACAUGUAAUGUCACCACGUUUCUGUUAUUUGAAAAGUCUAAAUGAAUUCUGUAUCAGUGAAGCGAAAGCAAAAACAAUGCCUGCAGGUGGAGGUUGAUACAUUUUCUAAUAUGAAUCUGAGAUACCAGGACCCCUCUCUGUAGUGGUGACUGUUAAGGCAUCAGCGGAGGCUGUCCCCAAAUUAUGUUUACAGGAUUAGAGUGGAAUGCGCACUUUCCUUGCAUACACAAUCCUACUACGUUUAACAUGAUUUAACAGGAAAAGCUCAUGCAGCAGUAACAGGCAAACCCUGCUGCUGCAAAUCACCUGCCUCUAGGUAGCACUGCUAAAUUAGAUACAAAGCGUCCACAAGUGUUUUGUUUGUUAGUGAUUUUUAAGGCAUCAUCAAACAGUUGAUUUAGUUUCAGUUGUGUGGAGCGUCACAUCUCAAAGUACGACUCGAUUGCACCUUCUGGCACCCUGCGAAGGGAGUGUAAAGUGCGACCAAAUCAAACAAUGACUUCACAGUGAACAAAAUGGAUAUUUUCAUGAUAAUGGCAUGCCAUGUUGUAUUAUUUUAGAUGUUAUGUAUUGUCAUGACAGUAUGCUUUUUUUAUGUUGCUUUUCAUUAAUUUUGUAUUCACACUUUCUAAAUGUCAGCACCAACUUGUAUAAUACAAUGCAUUAUGUUAGAGCUAUUCAAAUAUUACAUUUUUGGCAGCUGUUAAUAAAUGUGUUUCUGGUAA
Messenger RNA from Micropterus salmoides (largemouth bass), 3089 nucleotides. RefSeq names its product cyclic AMP-responsive element-binding protein 1. Gene Ontology annotation, cellular component: ATF4-CREB1 transcription factor complex; nucleus. Bases 172 to 1152 code for a protein of 326 amino acids. Gene Ontology annotation, molecular function: cAMP response element binding; DNA-binding transcription factor activity, RNA polymerase II-specific; protein binding. The transcript is spliced from 8 exons. Lineage: Eukaryota; Metazoa; Chordata; Actinopteri; Centrarchiformes; Centrarchidae. Gene Ontology annotation, biological process: regulation of transcription by RNA polymerase II. The record is from RefSeq and is a predicted model, not a curated record.